AUGACCACUGAAGACAUUGCUUUGGGAGUCGAAAACAUUUUUUGGGCCGGUCGUUUCGAAGUCAUCGAUGAUGGCGACUCCCAAUGGUUCCUUGAUGGGGCGCAUAACACAUUGAGUCUGGGACAGGUUGCCGAAUGGUACUCGAAAAGCCUCGACCCGCCACCUGCACAGAAAAGUCGGGUCUUAAUAUUCAGCCACUAUUCGGAGGAGCGUGACAGGGUGGAACUUGUGGAGCACCUGGCUCGCGCCCUCGUACACCAUAGUGCAAGGCUGAAUCAUGUCAUCUUUACCACCUAUGACGAGACAGAAGACGGCUCCAAAAGGAUCGGCAUGUUCAUCCCCAGUCACCCCUUUACGCAGCCGAGCUAA
Aspergillus terreus NIH2624 is the source of this 369-nucleotide messenger RNA. RefSeq lists its product as uncharacterized. The transcript is spliced from 2 exons. Gene Ontology annotation, cellular component: cytosol; mitochondrion; cytoplasm. Gene Ontology annotation, biological process: tetrahydrofolylpolyglutamate biosynthetic process. The coding region runs from base 1 to 369 and encodes 122 amino acids. Gene Ontology annotation, molecular function: ATP binding; tetrahydrofolylpolyglutamate synthase activity. Lineage: Eukaryota; Fungi; Ascomycota; Eurotiomycetes; Eurotiales; Aspergillaceae. The record is from RefSeq and is a predicted model, not a curated record.